AUGAUAAUAUUGAUAUUGAAAAGGUAAAAAUGGAGAUGGAUGCUGAAAAAGUAAAAAUGGACAUCGAUACUGUAAGCGUGAAAAUAGAUGUUGGUGCUGAAAACGUAAAAGUAGAUGCUGAUGAUAGAUAUAUAAAAGUGAAUAAUAGUAAAAAAAGAAGUAUUUAUUAA
Dentiscutata heterogama is the source of this 170-nucleotide messenger RNA. Lineage: Eukaryota; Fungi; Glomeromycota; Glomeromycetes; Diversisporales; Gigasporaceae. The record is from the annotation of a GenBank genome assembly.